Molecule: messenger RNA, 645 nt
Organism: Gigantopelta aegis
Lineage: Eukaryota; Metazoa; Mollusca; Gastropoda; Neomphalida; Peltospiridae
Exons: 4
Coding region: 1-537 (178 amino acids)
Source: RefSeq, a predicted model, not a curated record
AUGGAGAAGUUUAUGCUUUUCGCUGGGGUUCGUUUAGAGGAGGUUGUUCUCUUUUCGUUUGUUGCUUUAGUUGUCCAUGUGGCGACUCGACGGGAGCGGUCGUUAUUGACCGCUGCACCGGAGUCGUCGUCUUUGGGGUGGAGGUCUAAGUCGGUGGUGGCACACUCGUUCUUUGGAACAUCUCGAUGUCCUGGGUGGUGUACGGCCGUUCCUGGGUUGCAGGGCCCGCUUGCGGUUGCUUGCUCUCCGGAGGACUCGGUGUCACAGAAGGGAGCGCCACUGGUGGUUGAGCCGCCAGCUUUGUCCCCCCCCUGGGCCGUCCCUAGCACUGGUUUCUUCCUUCUUCUUCCUCUUCCAGUCCGUGACCCGGUGUACGUGACUCGAAACUCCAACAUGGAGCCGAAGCUGGCAAUCAGUCCCCCCAGGUGGGGGGGUAGCUCGAGAGCGCAGGUAGACACGUCCACCUUCAUUGAAAGACAGCUGGAGAAAAAAAAGUGUCAACAUAAAUUGGAGGGGCCGGGCGUAGCCCACUGGUAAAGCAUGGUCGGUCUAGGAUCGAUCCAUUUUUAUUGGACCAUUGUGCUAUUUCUUAUUACAGCCAGUGCACCACCACUGGUACAUGUAUAUCAAAAGCUGUGGUAUGGU